This is a messenger RNA of Paecilomyces variotii, 675 nucleotides long. RefSeq lists its product as hypothetical. The record is from RefSeq and is a predicted model, not a curated record. Bases 1 to 675 code for a protein of 224 amino acids. Lineage: Eukaryota; Fungi; Ascomycota; Eurotiomycetes; Eurotiales; Thermoascaceae. The transcript has 6 exons.
AUGCCACAGAGUGCUGGUACAGGGCCGACGACUCGGCUAAAGAAAAAGUGGAUGUCCACUCGCUACGCAACUGCCAUUUCGCAUAUCCUUCCGUCUCAGCACCGGGCCACCAUAUAUCUUGGGGAAACAUCUUUCCACACGUUUACUGCCUUUGGCAGUAUCACCCAGCGAGCGCAGUUUCAAUAUAACGACGCGGUGAAGAAUCUAAGGAUCUUGAAAGUCAACCGCUACAAGAAUGAUCUGAAGACUCAAACCGAUAUUGCGGGGGCUUUGUGGAUGUAUCGCUCGAUCAAAAGAAGUAUGGUUCGGACUAUGAAACUUGGCUUCGGGGAAACAAACGAUCGCAAUAAAGAUUCUGAGGACCUAAUCAAGACGAAAGAGGAAUGGUACGAAUGCUUGCGCGCACUGAGAGAGGCUGCGGAUCUCCUGAUCAAAUGGGAUUGGGCGCCAGAUGUGGACGAUGCGAAUGAAUUUCUGCGGCGCUUUACCCUUGACCGGAAUCCUGAAAUCGAGAAGGAAUAUGCUGCCUGGAAGGAGGCUCAUACACCUACAGUUUGCCAAAUAGCUUUCCUUACGGCAUUACAACAAUUGGAAGCAGGACUCGCAUCUAUGAACUACUAUCGGAAGUUCGUGCCACAUUUCUCCGCCAUUGCGAGACCGCUGAAUAUUCCUUAA